CACAAGCCGCAGGGCUCAUGUAAGUUGUAUUCAGAGGAGUAUCUCGACUCUCGAGGCAAGUUCCUUAUUGCCAAGACGAGCCAACCUCGCGAGGAGCAGUAUUCGACAAGGAAUCGAGGGACCAUCUAUCCGCCAUCUCAAGUCCUCAACUCGGAUGUUUUAUCUCCAUUGCAGCCAUUCCAUUCUGAUUCAUUUCGCUACAGCCGUAGAAGCUAGAUUGACAAGGCAAAAUAGCUGGAACAGAAACGACCCGUUGACGUCAUUCCCGUGGCAUCCAGCGAGCCAGCAGGUUUUAUUAGCCAGCAGGGUUUAUUCGCCUUCCGUGAUUGCAAUACUGGUAGACCAAACAGAGUGCUUAUUAUUAGCGUCCUUCUUCUCGGUCGCCAUACCCUUCGAGUCCUUCCGAAAUAGUUGUGUUUUCUAAUACCCGACACCCGUGAAGCCACCUCGACACCCGUGAAGCCACCUAGUAGUAGCAGAAUAAUAGCCUGCACUGCCUGUAAGGGUCAUUGACUCUCGCCAUUCGGCUUCGUAAAAACGUCGCCAGGGUGCUGCGACGCCACUCCAAAGAUCGCACAGCGACGCAUAACCAAUGGCCGGGUCGUCUUCGUCAACUGAGUGGAUGUGGGGCGGAAGCGGUGACUUCUGCGACGAGGAGUUCACGGACGACAGCGAUCGCAGCGGUCGCAGCAGUUACUAUUCCGUCGACGAGGAGCGAGCGCCGUGGGGGGGGCAGGCGGAGACGGUACUGACCACCCACGGGCCGCUCCGCGUGACGGUGUGCGGGAACCGGUCGCUGCCGCCGCUCGUCACCUACCACGACAUCGGCUUGAACCACUCGACGUGUUUCGAGGGCCUGCUAUUGUGUCCCGAUACGGCGCACCUACUGCUCGGCAACUUCUGCAUCUACCACAUCGACGCGCCGGGGCACGAGGCGGGCGCGGAGGAGAUUCCCCCGCUGGACGCGCAGCUGACGGCGAGCGACCUGGCGGAGCAGGUGGCGGAGGUGCUGGCGUGGUUCCGCCUGCCGCCUGCCGUGUGCAUGGGCGUCGGCGCGGGCGCGUACGUCCUCAUGCUGCUCGCGCUGGCCCGCCCGCACGCGGUGCAGUCGCUGGUGCUAGUCUCCCCCGUGUGUCGCGCGGCGUCGUGGGGUGAGUGGGCGCGCAGCAAGGUGCUGGUGGGCGUGCUGUGCGUGGCGGGCAUGAGCAAGUACGUCAAGGACGCGCUCGUGCACCGCUACUUCUGCCACCACCAGACCGGCUUCCACGGCCCCGCCUCCGACUCCAUCCUCAUGUUCCGCAAGGAGCUGGACAACCGGGAGCCAGAGAAUGUCAUGCGAUACCUCGACACCAUACACAACCGCAUCGACCUCACGCCCUUCCUGCUGCAUCUCAAGUGCCCCGUGCUGCUGGUAGCGGGCGAGAUGUCGGAGCCAUCGAUGGAGGAAGCAGCGCACAUGAUUUGUCAUCUGGACCCCAUGGCCACCUCCUGGGUUCAAGUGGAGGCCUCGGGUGCGCUCGUCACACAGGAGCGGCCGCACAUGCUCCGAAAGCCCCUCGAGUCGUUCUUCGCCCGCCAGGGCAUGCACUGCGUGUCACCCUUUGCCGCGUCGCUCGAUUACUGCGAGGCCGUGGCAGCGGCGGCGGCAUCGGCAGCAUCCUCUCGGUCAGCUUCAGCUGCAGCUUCAGUCGCGAGUUCAGCUGGGGGUUCAGCUACCAGCUCAGCAGUUACAUCGGCAGCAGCGUCGCCGAACAACAGCCCGUCCCUUCCACAACAAUCAUUCGUCUCCACUUCUUCCUCCCUCAUGACCUCGUGGCUCUCUGCUACCUCUGAAUCCUCCGCUUCUCCCGCUGGCUCAUCUUCCACAUUGGCUUGCUCCAGAGACUACUUUGCUUCCACGCACCACCAACAACAAUGCUCUGCUGCUGCUACUCCUUCUGCUUCCUCCCCCGACUCCUGCUCCUCCUGCUCCUACUCCCCUUGUGCUUCCUCACCUCUAUCUGUUACCUCAUUCGCCUCUUGGUCGAAACACAAGUUGAACUCGCAAGAUUCUUUUAGACCAGAGGAGCUUUCGAUGGCUGCAUUGGGAGUCAAACUCAAGCCCAUUCGGACACGUAAAGCUGUCCGCCCUUCCUCCGCUUCCACCGAGUCUGCAGUUAAUACUGUUGCAGGCAGCAACAACACUGCAUCGCCCAGUGCAUCCUCUUUUGAACCUGCAGCUGUUCGGCACAUAGCCCACACAGGCCUAGUUCUUUGAUUAUUUUGUCAGACUGUAUAGAAAUAUCAGAGACGGCAACACAACCAUUUGUUGGCAAUCCACAACACAAUAAGUUGUUGUAACGAAUAAUGAUAUUGCACUAAU
Messenger RNA from Closterium sp. NIES-67, 2362 nucleotides. NCBI's taxonomy places the organism in Eukaryota, Viridiplantae, Streptophyta, Zygnematophyceae, Desmidiales, Closteriaceae. The record is from the annotation of a GenBank genome assembly.